AUGAAUGAACCAUUCAAUCAGGUUGAUUCACCCGAAUGCGAUCGUCUACUUCAUCCAAUAAAUUUAUCAAAUGCAGCAAUAUUAACGAAUGAUACAGGUGCAAUUAUCUACAGUUUAUUUCAAAAAUUGCAAUCUUGUUUGAACCAUUCGACGUUUGUUAGAGGUGGAACUGUUUUCUUUAUCACGAAUGUUCCAUGCGACUCGAUGUGCACACAGUUGUAUAAAUUAAUCGAAGAGCAAGAUAAGUACACGGAUUUUUUAAAUAGCAUUGGAUAUGUGUUCCGCAUUAUUUAUUUUGACGAUCUUGGUAAUCUCGACAACAAUCCAUUGUGCCAAGUGAAAUCCUUGUUUGACUACUGCAAUACGUACGCAGAUGUGUUCCAAAUAAAGAACGAUUGGGAAGCUUAUGCCAUCCGAUUGUAUACGUGUCCUCCGACCGAAAAUGUUGUAGACACGGAAGGAGCACGGCAUGAACUUCAGAGUAAUUUACGUUCAACGUCGCUCGGAAGUGGGGUAGUUGUGGUCGUUCCAAACGAAUACUGUGCUGACUGCAUAACGCCUGAAAAACGAGAAACUCCCGAUCAUAUGAGGAUCGGUGAUGAAUGGGAAAUCGCAGAAGACCAACUAAGUAUCCACGAGAAUGAAAUAUUGGGAAAGGGUGCGUUUGCUGUUUGUUGCAAAGGCACCUUAAAGGGACAGCUACCUGCCACUCGCAUAAUCAAAAACCUUAAUCUGGCUAUCGAAUCUAUCGAGAAUGUUUCCAACGAGGUAGCAGUGAAACUGUUGCCGACGUAUGCGGAUGAAGCAAGUCGUGUGGAUUUCUUCAAGGAGAUCGAUUUCAUGAAAACACUUGGCUAUCAUGCACAUAUUGUUUCUUUAAUUGGAUGUGUAUCAAAUCCAUUUGCACCCAAAAUCGUUACAGAGCUAUGUGCGAACGGCGAUUUGCUGCGGUUCUUAAGGAAUAAUAGAUUAAAUUUCGUCGCGAACGGAACUUCAAGGUGCGAUGAGCAUUGUGGUGGACUCCAUUUUGAUACAAAAGAUCUGAUUUCGAUUGCCUGGCAAGUAUGUGAUGGAAUGUGUUAUUUAAGCUCACGAAAGUUGGUGCACCGAGAUCUAGCUGCUCGUAACGUAUUGCUCACGAAAAAUCUUGUCGCAAAAAUUGGUGAUUUUGGGUUGUGUCGUUACGUGGAUCAAGCACUGUACACGCCAAACGGUGGACGUUUACCGGUCAAAUGGAUGGCUAUCGAAUCGUUAAGACGACACGAAUACACAACCAAAUCUGAUGUGGUUUUUGUGUUAUAUGAGCAUGUGGCAAGUUCACGUUUCAGGUGGUCUUAUGCUGUUUUACUGUUUGAGUUGUUCAGUCUCGGUGAUGCACCGUUUCCAGACGUACACCCACGAGACAUAAUUUCCCACCUGGACAGAGGUAAUCGUAACGAAAAACCAACACAUUGUCCCGAUGAAAUAUACAGUUUGAUGUGUCGUUGCUGGGAUGAGAGUCCGUCGAAGAGGCCAACAUUCGAGGAGAUCAAAACGGUUUUAGCGGAGAUGCUACGAGCGGAUGAUGCAGCAAAUGACUACUUGACGGUCGUAGAGAAUGACACUGAUGCGUAUCUGAUGUCAAUAUCACAGAAACGAAGAAUGUCAAUGCAACAACAAAAUAUUUGUUCGCAAUGUGUAAAUAAUAAAACGAUCCAAAUGUAA
This is a messenger RNA of Anisakis simplex (herring worm), 1704 nucleotides long. The record is from the annotation of a GenBank genome assembly. NCBI's taxonomy places the organism in Eukaryota, Metazoa, Nematoda, Chromadorea, Rhabditida, Anisakidae.